This is a messenger RNA of Oryzias latipes (Japanese medaka), 1165 nucleotides long. The record is from RefSeq and is a predicted model, not a curated record. Lineage: Eukaryota; Metazoa; Chordata; Actinopteri; Beloniformes; Adrianichthyidae.
GAGCGUCUAAUUGUUGGCCGGACACCAAAAACAGAGAGUGACCGGAUUCCUGAAGGGGAAAUCAUUCUGACCAUCAACGUCUACUACCCUGCUGUUUUUGAGAAGUUUAAUUACAUCAGAUGACUCUGCUGAUGAACCACUUUGAACCCAAAACCUCACCGAGCUCAGAGACGCUAUCUGCUGCAUCAGCGACUUGCAAGUGUGCGGCGACUUCAGCAGGACACCAGACAUGGCUCCAGAUUUCCUCUGCAAGGAUCAUUUCAAGUCCGCCUUUUUUUUCUUUGAGGGAGUUUUCUACAAUGACAUGAGAUUCCCAGAGUGCCAAGACAUCAGUAUAACUACUAUAAAUUGGGCCAAAUCCCAUAACUUCCCACCAUUCACACAAGCCAAGAUGGAGGACACGCUGCUCCAGGAUCUGAAGCUGAAGGUGGGCUUCCCGAUGUACUGCCAUCAGGGGAUCUGUGAACAUCUGGUCAUCACAGACGUCCGGUCGGUGCUUCCAGUGCUGCUCAGCAGCCGCUUUCACUUGAAGAAGGCUCCACCUCUUUUCAUUAGUAGAAGUGGCAUUUCACUGCAGCUCCAGCUGAUGCCAAUAAAGUUGGAUAUGAAGAUAUUUCAGAAUAAGAGCUUUUCUGUUGAAUUUUCAAAGUAAGAAUUUAUGAUUUAUUAAUCAAAGUUUUGUUCUAGUUACUUGAAAACAUUAAAACUUAAAAAAAAUCCCAAUUUUAUAUAAAUAUUUUUCAUACAAUUUAUCUAAAAUGUAAUAAUUUUCUAUUUUAAAUUUGUAAAUCAAAUAGCUUUAGUUCUUUGACAGUGACACUGAGACUCAGCACCAAACCAAAGGUAGAAACACAUGAACCACAGUGUGUGAAGGACUGAGGUACUCAAUGAUUAACAAAAAUACAAACAAAUUUGUCAAAUGUGUAAACACGUUCUAUCUGCAAUUAAUUUGUGGAAACUUCUCACUUGAAACCCGGCACAAUACUUCUGGGUUACACCAAAUUGAUCACUCACAUGAACCAGUUGGGUAAAUCUAUUGUUUUUUUUAUCUUCUUAUUCCUUUUAUUUUGGGCAAAUCUGUUGUUGACUUUUGACUUACUGUUGACUUAUUAUUGAUAUAUUAUUAUUUAUUACUAUUGACUUUGAUUUGAUUUUAUUAUUAUUA